AUACAGCACUGGAAGUCCAGCUAUUCAUGAUUGGUCUACACAACAGUGCCUGGGGAUCACUGGUCUGAAACCCUGACUACAAGUUUCAGCUUACCUCUUCUAGCAAGUCCCAGGAGACGGCCAAGAAUCCACCCUCCAGAGUAGGAGGAAGAAGGAAUAAAGAGGCCCAGAGUGUGAGAGACAGUUUCCUCACGACGCCCAGAGCUGUCACCCGGGCCUUCUUGAGCUGGGUUUGCAGCCUCAGGCCUGGACUCCACGUGGAAGAAAGAAGAUUUUUGAGAGAGAGAGACAGAGAUUGAGAGAAAGAGCCAUAUGAGGGCCAGGCCUCCCAUUUGGAAGCAGGCCCUGGCUCAAGAGAUGAGAGAUCACACCCACAUGCACCGAGACUCUUACGCUCUUUGAAAGCUCCCCCCACUGCAGACCACAGCCUGAACAGUACCCAGGAGUUCUCAGAAAAGAGUCUUCCUUGGAAGUGGAGAAACAGUGGGAAAGGGGCUGGAAAGAGCCCAAGUUCUCGCUGCAAUGUGGCUGCCCUCCAGGAAGUAUGGGGAAAUCAAUUUUGUGGGUUGUGACGAUUUACCAAUAAAAAUGAAAUGAAGCAAAAUGAAUAGAAAAUAUCCAAGGGCACGUCUCAGUGAAAGAAUUAGUUCCGUCUCACACAACUGUUCAGUUGUUUACUCUCACUCUAUGUAUGCACACACAUACACUCAUACAUUUUAUUAUGUGUGUGUGUGUGUGUGUGUGUGUGUGUGUAUACGCAUAUAUAUCAGGUCAUAAAAUAUAUUUCUUUCUAUGGGUCAAAAAUGUUUGAAAUACACCACUCUAAAGACAAAUAUCCAUCACUUUUGGAAAGCAAAGAGCAUAGAGCAGAGGAAAUAGGACUCAGAGCAGGGAAGUUUUAGGAAACAAGAUCUGGAAGAAUGAUCUGGAGCACAGGCUGCUGCCCAAAGAGAGUUAAAGCCACAGAUUCAGGAGGAGUCUUGGAAGCAGGAAGUGGGGGACGAGAGGACCUUCACCGAAAGGGAGAAGAGAUAAAAAGGAAACCUCAGGGAAGCACAGAAGGCUGGAUGUUAAAUGUACCUUGUUUCAAAGUUGAGCAAGUCAUAAUUUUCAAAUAGCCUGUGUUUAGUUAAAUUUGAUCACCUAGAAGACAGCUCUUCAGACAUUUUCUAUCCAGGAAAAGGAGAGGGACCUGCUGAACAUGAGAGUUCGAGUGUUCUGGCUCGUCUCUAUCUUCGCAAUCGCCAAGAGCCGUGGUGGCUUCCUGGAGAAAAGAGAUGGCAUCAAAACAAAAAGAGAACUCAUUGUGAAUGAGAAAAAGCCUCAAGGCGCAGUCCAGGAGUAUGAGCUGCUGCUUCAGGUGGCCUAUCGAGAUUCCAAGGAGAAAAGAGAUUUGAAGAGUUUUCUGAAGCUUUUGAAUCCUCCGUCAUUAUGGUCAAAUGGGCCAAUGACGAUUAUCAGAGCAAAGGCCACCACAUACUGUUACAACAAGAAUGGGUUCCUGAGGUGUGCCUGUGAAGAUGACUAUACUUGGUUUCCUCCUUCAUGCCUUGAUCCCCAGAAAUGCUAUCUUCACACGGCUGGAUCAUACCAGAGCUGUGACUGUCAUCUCAACAACCUCACCCAGAGCGUCAAUUUCUGUGAGAGAACAAAAGUUUGGGGCACUUUCAAAAUUAAUGAAACAUUUACCAAAGACCUUUUGAAUUCAUCCUCUGCUACACACUCCAGAUAUACCGCUGGAAUUGAACUUCAACUCAAAGAAGCAUACAAAAGAAUUCCAGGUUUUGAGUCAGUUCGAGUCACCCAAUUUCGGGAUGGAAGCAUCCUUGCUGGGUAUGAGGUGGUUGGCUCCAGCAGCACGGCUGAGCUGCUGUCAGCCAUUGAGCAGGUGGCUGAGGAGGCUAAGGCAGGCCUCCACCAGCUGUUUCCACUAGAAGACGACUCUUUCAGAGUUUUUGGAAAAGUCCAGUGUAACAGCAUUGGCUUUGGAUUUGGGUCUAUGAAUGAUGAGUACACUCUUCCCUGUAGCAGCGGCUACACUGGCAGCGUCACUGCCAGGUGCCAGCCCUCUGGGUGGCAGGUCCUCAGGGAGACCUGUGUGCUCUCUCAGCUGGAAGAACUGAAGAAGAAUUUCAGUGUGAUCGCAGACAAUGCCACUGAGGCAGCCGUGUCAUCCGUGGUGCGAAGUCUUUCAGUUGUCAUUCAGCAAAGCCAAUCAACCACGGCUGGGAAUCUGGCUUCGGUGGUGUCGAUUCUGGGCAACGUUUCAUCCCUGUCUACGGCACGCCAUUUCAGGGUGUCCAAUUCGACAAUGGAGGAUGUCAUCAGGAUAGCUGACCAUAUUCUUAAUUCAUCAUCUGUAACCAAUUGGACAGUAUUGCUGCGGGAAGAAAAGCAUGCCAGCUCACAGCUACUAGAGACAUUGGAAAAUAUCAGCAUGCUGGUACCUCCGACAGCUCUGCCUCUGAAUUUUUCUCGGGAGUUCAUUAACUGGAAAGGGAUUCCAGGGUCCGAAAUCCAACUCGAGAAGGGUUACAACUAUCAGACUGAAAUGCUCCCUCAAAAUAUCUCCAUUCCCAUCAGAGGCCAUGUGCUAAUUGGGUCAGACCAAUUCCAGAGGUCCCUUCCAGAAACUGUUAUCAGCAUGGCCUCAUUGACCAUGGGGAACAUUCUACCCAUUACCCAAAAUGGAAAUGCUCAAGUUAAUGGGCCUGUGAUAUCUACGGUUAUCCAAAACUAUACCAUAAAUGAAAUUUUCCUGAUUUUUUCCAAGAUAGAGUCAAACCUGAGCCAGCCUCGUUGUGUGUUUUGGGAUUUCAGUCAUUUGCGAUGGAACAAUGCAGGCUGUCACCUGGUGAAUGAAACUCCAGACACGGUGAUGUGUCGAUGUACUCACCUGACCUCCUUCUCCAUGCUGAUGUCAUCUUUUGUCCCCCCUGCCAUCAUCCCCGUUGUGAAAUGGAUCACCUUUGUGGGACUGGGCAUCUCCAUCGGAAGUCUCAUCUUAUGCCUGAUCAUUGAAGCUCUGUUUUGGAAGCAGGUCAAGAAAAGCCAGACCUCACACACACGUCAUAUUUGCAUGGUGAACAUAGCCCUGUGCCUCCUGAUUGCUGAUGUUUGGUUUAUUGUUGCUGCCACUGUGGAUACCACGGUAAACCCUUCUGGAGUCUGCAUAGCUGCAGUGUUCUUUACGCACCUUUUCUACCUCUCCUUGUUCUUUUGGAUGCUCAUGCUCGGCAUCCUGUUGGCUUAUCGGAUCACCUUCGUGUUCCAUCACAUGGCCAUGUCUUCAAUGAUGGCUGUCGGGUUCUGCCUGGGCUACGGAUGUCCUCUCAUUAUAUCUGUCAUCACCAUUGCAGUCACGCAACCUAGCGAUAGCUACAAAAGCAAAGAUGUGUGUUGGCUUAACUGGGCUGAAGGGAGCAAACCUCUGUUGGCCUUCGGUGUUCCUGCACUGACUAUUGUGGCUGUGAAUUUGGUUGUGGUUCUGUUAGUUCUCAUGAAGCUCUGGAGGCCCGCUGUGGGAGAAAGACUGAGUCAGGACUACAAGGCCACGAUCGUCCGCAUGGGGAAGAGCCUGCUCAUUCUGACCCCACUGCUGGGGCUCACCUGGGGCUUUGGCAUAGGAAUAAUGGUGGACAGACAGAAUCCGGCUUGGCACGUUAUUUUUGCAUCACUCAAUGCAUUCCAGGGGUUUUUCAUCUUAUGUUUUGGAAUCCUCUUGGAUGGUAAGCUGCGACAACUGCUGUUCAACAAGUUGUCUCCUUUAAGCUCUUGGAAGCGUGCAUCAAAGCAAAAAUCAUCAGAUUUAUCUGCCAAACACAAAUUCGCAAAGCCUUUCAACCCAUUGCAACACAAAGGCGCUUAUGCACUGUCUCACACUGGAGAGUCCACCAGCAACAUCAUGCUAACGCAGUUUUCAGCAGCCGAAUAAGGCUAGGAGCCCUAAAAUCAAGGACAAUUUUUUGGAACAACUUGACAUUUAGAGCUAAAUGUCAGUGAAGAAAUUAUGCUCAAUAUUAGAAGGAAUUUUUCUGAUUGAGGAGUCUGGGAGGUUUCAGCGGCUACAUCACUGCCCUCUUUAUGGUCAGUUAAAUGGAAAGAUUUAUUUCCAUGUGGUUUGAUUCAAAAGAAUUUCUCCAUAAAUGAAGAUGAGCAGAUUUUGUCGGAAAUUGUGUCAAUUGUACCAGCUUCUCACUGCCACAAACUAUGGUUUCUUUUUGAAUAAAAUAGCAUUAUUCAUGAGGCAUUUCCAAUCAUCUGAAUUGGAGUAAGAAACCUUAUGAAAUUGUCUUAGAUAAAUUCAUGGAUUAUGUUUACCUUCUUAUCAAAAAGUCAUUGGUGCAAAUUUCCUACAGAAAAGGCAUUUCCCUCUCAAUUUUCCCACUGGAGUCUAGGCUUAUUUUUGCUUUUUUGGGUUUUGUCACUUAACUUUGAAAGUUAAUCAGAAAUACAAUGAAAUAACUUUAUAGCUCAUACUCCAUUCUGCUGUGAAGAUAGAGUCUUGUAUCAUAUCAGGUAAUCAGAGGAGUGACAUCUCAUAGCUUUUGCCAUAAUCUAUUGGUUAGAAGUAAGUCACAGGUCCUGGGCACACUCAAGGGGAGGGGAUUUCAAAAGGUGUGAACAGUAAGGGGAAGGGAUCAUCGGUGGCCACAGACGUGAACUCCCAAAGAUAAGGAGUGAGAGAGGAGACAACAGAACUCUGGGAAGCAGGUGGAAAGCAGUGCUAACUGACUUAGUAGAUCUAAGAAAGCCAACGGGGGGGAAAGCUAAGAAGCAACCUGCUUUACAUUGCAGAAUCCCUCAAGAGACUCAAGACUAGGCAGCACCAGGUUCCUUAAGAAGUGGGGUGAAUGUGGAACUAAACAGUGCAGUUGGCUCAGAGUCAAUUUAGGAAACAUUUUCAGCUCCCUCACUAAUCCCAAGCAGCCAGGUAACUGUCCCUUCCUCCAUCCUAGCAAUAGAUCAUAUGGCGAUGUGGGAAAAAAUGGAGUUUUGGGACUGGGAGACUCCAGAAGCCAUUGAGGGAGAGCUUACCAUCCUGGAAACAAGGGGUUCAGAGAAAGUUAACAUAUAACAUCAGCAGCAAGAGUUACCUUCUCCAGGCAAGAGACUGGGACAGUGCUCUCUGGAGAAUCUGGUCAUACCAGGAGAAAACGCUGAAAGAUACUGACUUUGGAUAUUUGCUAAUGAAACGUUCACCCAGAUCACCCUACAGUUAGGCCAAGAGUCAACAUAGCCACCUCAUACAUAGAUCUUCCAAUCAGCUCUGUAAUGUCCCACACUUAAGAAUAACCAAACAGUCACAGAUCACUAGGCAUUCUAGGAAGGCAUCUGGUAUUAAAUGCAGAAGCCAAAACAAAGAAACAAAACAGACAAAAAGAGCCAGCAUGGUGUUAUCUAGAAUCUUGUUCUAUACGCUGACUAGAGGACUGAAGAAGAAAACAGAGAAAGGCAACUUGAGGGAAAAAACAAGACUAGGAGGAGUUGGGGGGAGCGGGGUAGGGAUCAAUAUGGUCCUCAAAUAGGAUAUUGCCUUUAGGAACAGGAUGCUAUGAAAAAGGAAUACUUGGGCGAGAAAAAGUAUCUUUGAAACUAAAAGUACAAUAGCAUAAAUAAAAUACUUCAGUAGAUGGGUUGAAAGAUAAAGUUGAGGAAAUGACCUAGAAAAUAGAAGUAUAGUUGUCCCUUGGCAGCCGAGGGGGCUGGUUGCAGGACUCCCAUGGAUACCAAGCUCCACAGAUGCUCAAGUCUCUUAUAUGAAAUGGUGUAGUAUUGGCAUAUAACCUAUGCACAUCCUCUCAUAUACUUUGUCACCUCUAGAUUACUUAUGUAAAUAGUUGUUAUAUUGUGUUGUUUAGGGAAUAAUGAGAAGAAAAAAAAUUUGUACAUGUUCCAUACAUAUGCAACCAUUGUAGGCCUUUCAAUUCAAGGUUAGUUGAAUCAGUGAAUGUGAAACCCAUGGAUACAGAGGGCCGAUUGUAAAAGAAAAAGAUAUAAAAUCAAAGAUAAGAAAAUUACGGGACAGGGCCAAGAGUUUCACCAUUUGAAUAAUAGGAUUUGUAGAAAGAAAGACUAGAGGAACAGAAGGAAGGACAUCAUUGAAGAAAUAGAGAACAAUUUUUAUUCAUGAAUGGACAUGAGUUUCUCUAUUGAAAUGUUCUACAAUGAUGCCCAGGGUGACAGAUAGAAACAGGCUCACACUUAGACAUGCUAUGAUCUUUGUUUCCCACCCCCCAAAUUCAUAUGUUAAUACCUACCCCCGAUGGUAUUUGGAGGUGGGGCCUUUGGGAGGUGCUUACGUCAUGGGGGUGGAGCCCUCAUGAAUGAGAUUAGUGCUCUUAUAAAAAAGACCCCACAGUUUCCUAGUCUCGUCUACCAUGUGAGGACACAGUGAGAAAUCAGCAGUCUGCAAAGUGGAAGAGUGCCUUCACUGGAACCCAGCCAGACUGGCACCCUGAUCUUGGACCUCUAGCCUCUAGAACUGUGAGAAAUAAAUGUUUCUUGUUUAUAAGUCCCCCAGUCUAUGGUAUUGUGUUAUAGCAGCCCAAAUGAACUAAGACAACAACAUUGUGAAAUUUUAGGUCACAGAAGAAAAAAAGAAGGUCCAAAAAUUUUCAGAGAGAAAAAGUUGUCUUUAUAUCAAGAGUGAAAAUCAGAAUAUUACCAGAACUCUUCACAGCAGCAUCAUAAGCUACAUAACAGUGGAGAAUGCCUUCAAAACGUUAAGAAAUGAUUGCAACGGAGAAGCAAUUCAGUGUGAGGAAGAAUGAAGAUAUUUUCGGACACAGAAAUUCUCAAUAAAUUUUCCUGCAAUGCUUCCUUUCCCAGAAGCUGUUGGGGAAUGGACUGUACCAAAUGUGGCAAUAAACCCAGAAAGAGAAAGACUUGGGACCUCAAAACAAAAGAUGCAAUAAAAGAGAGAGCAGAGGGAACCCUGGGGGUGGGAGUAAAGGCUGUUACCGAGACAAGAGCUGUGGGGCAGGUCGAGACCGGCUCUGUAGGGGAGACUGCUCAAGAAGAUGAAAGCGGUGGGACACCUAAUGUAUUUGAGUGUGGUUUAGAAGAGAUUUACAUACCUGGGGGUGGAUGGGGGAUGGACUUUUGAUAAGAACACAGAAAUCCAAGCAGAUGAAAAACAAAGUGUUACAUCUAACGGAAACAAAACGUUGCGCAGAACAAGAGAAGCAAUGUAAUAUACUACCCAGCCAGCUAUGAGCAGAGUAUACAGAGUGCCAGUGAUGAAGAAUGGUUUUGACAUAGCCCAAAUAAUAACAAUAUAAGUAUAUUGGGAAGGUGGAAAAUAGGAAGUAUUUUGGGGGAGAUGGCAAAGAGAACAUAAUCUUCAUUCUUUGUUUUUGGAAAUCAAUAAAACUAGAAACCAAGAAGAGGCAU
Messenger RNA from Equus quagga, 7395 nucleotides. RefSeq names its product adhesion G protein-coupled receptor F1 (gene ADGRF1). Gene Ontology annotation, cellular component: plasma membrane. The record is from RefSeq and is a predicted model, not a curated record. Gene Ontology annotation, biological process: adenylate cyclase-activating G protein-coupled receptor signaling pathway; cell surface receptor signaling pathway; synapse assembly. Lineage: Eukaryota; Metazoa; Chordata; Mammalia; Perissodactyla; Equidae. The coding region runs from base 1202 to 3934 and encodes 910 amino acids. The transcript is spliced from 17 exons. Gene Ontology annotation, molecular function: G protein-coupled receptor activity.